Penicillium cosmopolitanum is the source of this 759-nucleotide messenger RNA. RefSeq lists its product as uncharacterized. The transcript has a single exon. The coding region runs from base 1 to 759 and encodes 252 amino acids. The record is from RefSeq and is a predicted model, not a curated record. NCBI's taxonomy places the organism in Eukaryota, Fungi, Ascomycota, Eurotiomycetes, Eurotiales, Aspergillaceae.
AUGUGCAAAAACAUCUACUGGCAAUGCAUCAUCUGCAUGACAGCAAUUCGCAACUCCAGCAUCCCAGACCUUUGCCAUUACGCCAGGGUAAGCGGCUUCGAAUGUCUUCCACACGAGCAAGAGCAGUGGCCGGUCCCAUUAUAUUCGACAUGUCUUAUCUGCAAAGAGAAACGAAGGCCCUACCGCGGCCGUCGCCGUCGCCGGUAUCUAGCACCAGCAACAACGCCGGGGGUUGUAGAAUUUGAAGAAGGAAACUCAGACACACAAGCAGACGGAUAUGACUGGGACCAUUUGAAAGAAAGCUAUAUCUGGUAUUGGAUACCUAUGCCCUUAGCAUCCAGUUUCGCUGCCCAGUCUAUCACUGGGAGUGAUGAUUUCCACUUUCCAGACUGCGAGAUGUAUGAUGAUGAACGGUCUCGAGCAUCAGAUAACACGUCUGAGAGUACCAUUAGUAGGGACUCGGAUCCGAGAGUUUUAGAGGAGGAGGAGAAGGAUGUCUGGGUCUCAAAUUCCGAUUCUCUUCAAGAGCAUGGACCCACUAGUACUAACCAUCGAUCAUUUAUCCCGGUCCCGGUCCGUAGGGCUCGUGAGCCAGCUAGAGAGGGCAGCAGGCGCAUGCGCUCAAAUAUCCCUGUGGCUAGCAGCAGGGUCAGAAGAGAGCAGAGGCAAAUCUCGGCUGAAAUUGAUUGGGAAACUGGAAGUAGAAUAGUCGGGCUCGAUGAUUUUGAUUGGCAGCAUUUUGAUAGUGUCACUUUCUAG